UUCCCAUUCCACCCGUUUUGCCCCGAUGGGCACCGUGUCGUAUGUAUUCGAGGCCCUAUCGCUGGUGGUGGUUUUCGCCGUGUUCUCGCUGUGGUCAUUCAAGUAUGUGUUCAACCACGACAUCAUCCGCAACUACGCUCCCCGCACGCACCACGCCAAGGCUCAGAUCAACGAUAUGUUGCAGCACGCCGCCGGCGCCAAAUACGGCCACCGGCUCCUUCGGCUCGAUGUGGAUGACGAGCUGGAAGAUGAGGCUCUGCGGCCUUUUUCCGCACAUGGACGCCAUGACACCGUGCACUACGUCGUGGGCGUGCUUUUUUCAGGCGUGGUCACGCUUUCGUGCGAGUUAGUGCUCCUUCUUAUGAUCGAGCUUUUCGGGGCCGUGGCCCUCAACUUGGCCGUCCUCAGGUACGUGAUCGCGGCGUUGGUUGUGCUCGUGACCAUGGUCCAGCCACCCCUCGUAAUCCUGCUCUACGUGAACCAGCGACUCACGCCGCAAAUUUCGCUCAGGUCGCCCUCGGCCAUUCUCAAAAUGGUCGCCACGGCGGCUCUUUGCGGUGUGUGGUUUGCUGUGCUCAGCCGCUUUGGCUCUAUUGCGCAGGCCCUUGGCCCGGCGGCCGAGCGGUCGUUCCUCGAGGAAAAAACCAACGAGGUGGUGUUGGCUGGCAUCUCCAUCACUGCGCUUCUCUCAGGAGUCGGCUGUAUGCUGACGCCCAUCCGCAGUUUCUGGGUGGAUGGUGUGGUCCUGCCUAAGAUUGCUCUGAACACCGGCGCCAGCGAGACCCAGCUAAACGAGCUCAUCCAGUCGUACAACUCGACCCAGAUGCUCAAGAAAAAGCGCCAGGCAGAGCUCGACGCGCUCCUUGCGUCAGCUGCCGGCACCGACUACUCUAUGCCAGUGAACGACUCCUUGCGCCUGCUUAAAGGCAGUGGCCGCAGGCUCCUAUCACGUGUACAGUCGUUCACGAGUCUCUCAAGCUUAACCGGCACGGCCACCGAGGAGGAGGAGCUCGCCCGCGAAAUUGAAUCUUUGCAGAGUCUUCAGGACCUGGUGUACGCAGACAUCUGCAAGAAAGUGGACGCGGUUCUGCGCGAUCGAGGAUCCUCAGUCAAGGCCGGUGUGCGGCUCAACCGGCUUGUGGCUCUCGGCAAUGCGAUGUUCUCGGUCUACUGUGUCUAUCGCAUUGUAAACGUAUUGUUUCUUCGCUUGCCCUACCACUACUUCUGGAGUCUGGCGGACUUGCACAGAGAGACCAACAUUAUUGAUGACGGAGACCUGUCCGAGACACUCAACAAAAACACCAAGGACGCGCUUGCCAUCACCAUCGCCAAGCUCAUCCAGCGCCUCUUCAGCUACUUGCCUCUUUCGGAGACGCAGCUCGUCAAUCAAGUGAGCUUCAUUCUCUCGGGCUCGCUUUUCGUGUGUUCUUUCCAAAACGUCGUCAUUACUUUCAGGUCGCUCGGCCGCUUCCUUCCGACAAACACCACCACGGUCGAUGUGCACGUCAAGACAUUGGUAAAACACCUCAUUGUGAGCGAGUUCCUCGCGAUCUACGUCAUUGCCACUGCGCUCUUGAUCCGCUCGAACUUGCCACCAGAAACCGCGACGCUGAUGCUGAAGAUUUUGUCCUUGUCACCAACUUCGGGCCCCACAUCUCCAGCGCAAAUGCUCAGAGAGGUCGAGUUUAUAGACAUGUGGUUUGACAAGGUUUUCGGUGUUUCCUGUUUAGGGACACUUUUUUUUCUUGCCAUGAAACUAUUCAUUGAGAGCGACAGCAUUUAUGAGGCUGGCUACGACGAGGAAAUGAUGAUAGAAGAAAACUCCGCACUCAAGAUCUCGUAG
Metschnikowia bicuspidata var. bicuspidata NRRL YB-4993 is the source of this 1843-nucleotide messenger RNA. RefSeq lists its product as uncharacterized. Bases 26 to 1843 code for a protein of 605 amino acids. Gene Ontology annotation, cellular component: membrane. The transcript has 2 exons. The record is from RefSeq and is a predicted model, not a curated record. NCBI's taxonomy places the organism in Eukaryota, Fungi, Ascomycota, Pichiomycetes, Serinales, Metschnikowiaceae.